UGUCGUUGGAGUUUGGUGAUGUUGGAAGACGGAAAGUGUGCAGUACUGUCUGUAGUGAAAAAUGGCCGGCGUCAGCGAUUACUUCAGCAUUGGGAGUACGGUGGCAUGUAAAACCUGUCAUAACAAGGAGAUUGAAGGCGAAGUGUUAGCAUUCGAUCAGCAGACGAAGAUGCUUAUCCUGAAAUGUCCAGCGUCGUGUGGCAGAGCGUCCUUAAACGAUGUACACAUAGUCAAUUUGUCAUUGGUAUCAGAUGUUCAGGUAAAGAAAGAAGUGAGUCCAACUAGCGAACCACCACAGAGUCUCAAUCUACAAAGGCUAAAUACCAGGGUACGUAACCAGAUCGAAGAGAAAAAGAGGAUGGUCAAGGCUCUGCAGGCCGGAGUGUCACCAGAGGGACAAAAACUCUUUAUUGCCAUUGCCAAGACUAUUCAGGAAAUCACAUGGAGUGGACCUAAUAUUGUGGUUUGGGAUAAAGUCACCAUUAUACCACCAUAUAAAAUUGAAAAUGUUCAGGGCAAUUCCGAUGACAAAGCAUACAAUCACGUUAAAAAAGUGGUGGAGAAACAUAUGCGAGAUCAAGCAACCGCUGAACUGCAGCAGAAAGAGCAGGGAUCACCAUCUCAGCAGCAAACACAAAAAGGCAACAGCACGCAAUAGAAAAUGAAAGGUGCGCCGUAGAAAGAAAAAAGCCGACAGACUUUUUGCGGUGUAAUAACAAUAUACAUACGGGAAAAACAUGGGAAAGAAAACAUAGGGGCAAAUAAAUUGAAGAUCAAACAAGAAAAUAUGAAUUGCAAGUCUACAAAAAAAAUGAAAACAAGGAUUAAAAAACGAGCCAUAAUUAUGAGCCUACGAAGAAUCGUGAUUUAUUCUAUGUUGCAUUUUGAUUGUAUAGUAGAUUUCGCAUGAUGAAUGAUCUAUUUACCGGAGACACAUCAUUAUGCAAUACGAGAACUUCAAGAAUCAUACGAUAAUUUUUAACUAUUCAAAGAGAGCGAGACAAAAAGAGAGAGCUUGACUUCAAAACGGAAAUAGAUCAAUUGAAGGUUUUCGACAAGUCGGCGAUAUACGAUCAUACGUGUAUGAGUGCUGAAGCAGGUGUGUUUGAUAGUUUUAGUUGUACAUUGUUACGAAAAAAUGCGUAUAGUAGUUGUUUAAAGAUCAUUCAGGUAAAAUUGGGAAAAAUGAAAUAUACAUUGCGUGGUACGAAUUAAAUAAAAACAUCAAUUAUGAGUGAAGAAGAGCUGUUAUCAAACCAUCAUCUGCCUGAAUGACUUGGCGAAGCUUCGCGUGAGAGCUGUUCGUCGAAUCGCUUCGUUUACCAAAUUUGAUAGAGAAAAAAACAAUAUGGAUGCGCAAAUGAGCAUAGCUAAUUAAAUGGUGAAAGAGAGAUUAAAAGAAUGGAGGAAAAAUUGGUACACCAUCAGAGUGUAUGGGUGUUGUCGGGCACGAGGCAUAUUCAUUAUUUCGUCGAGAGUGUUUGUAUUUAUAGUAAACAUCAUGUCAUGCCCCCGCGUCGGCAGAAUCGCAAGAGUAUCUACAGGCAAGAUUUACAUACACCCAUUUCGGCCAACGACAGGGCUCUCGCACGUGUUUGCUGAGCAACAUUCGUCGAAGUUUCUUUUUUUUAUUCUUUAUAUGCAAGAAUCUAAGACGCAUACACAACACAAAUGUGCCACCUUUUACCGAUUAACGUGGAUACGCUCCGUGCCUCGUAACACUUUGAAUGAAUGAAGCAGAAGAAUUAUGUGAGAAAGAGAUUUAAUGAAAAAACAACUACAUAAAAAAAGACAGAAUAAAUG
Molecule: messenger RNA, 1803 nt
Organism: Phymastichus coffea
Lineage: Eukaryota; Metazoa; Arthropoda; Insecta; Hymenoptera; Eulophidae
Product: protein LSM12 homolog A-like
Exons: 3
Coding region: 62-658 (198 amino acids)
Molecular function (GO): RNA binding
Source: RefSeq, a predicted model, not a curated record